Molecule: messenger RNA, 1192 nt
Organism: Sarcophilus harrisii (Tasmanian devil)
Lineage: Eukaryota; Metazoa; Chordata; Mammalia; Dasyuromorphia; Dasyuridae
Gene: SDF2
Product: stromal cell derived factor 2
Exons: 3
Coding region: 84-800 (238 amino acids)
Source: RefSeq, a predicted model, not a curated record
GGCCUGGGGGCGCCUCUUCCGCCUGUGCCUGGCUCCUCCCGCCGCUUCCGGUUCCGGGGAGGAGCCGUGUUUCCGUCGGGGCGAUGGGGCAGUGGGGCCGGGCCGGGGCCGCGGUGGGGUCGCUGCUGUUGUUUGCGGGGUUGCUAGGCCUGGCCGGCGCUUCCGAUCUGCCCCUCGUCACUUGCGGCUCUGUAGUGAAGCUCCUCAACACGCGCCACAACGUCCGGCUGCAUUCGCAUGACGUACACUACGGGUCCGGUGAGCCCAUGGGGCGGGGCCUGGAAAAGGAAAGAAGGAAAAAAUCCCUCCCCGGAGGCAGUGGGCAGCAAUCAGUUACAGGGAUAUCAGAUGUGGAUGAUAGCAACAGUUACUGGCGGAUCCGAGGCAAAACCUCUACAGUGUGUGAGAGAGGAACCCCAGUGAGAUGUGGCCAGGCCAUCAGGCUGACUCAUGUCAAUACUGGGCGCAAUCUUCAUAGUCACCACUUCUCUUCCCCCCUCUCUGGCAACCAGGAAGUGAGUGCAUUUGGGGAAGAGGGCGAAGGGGACUAUCUGGAUGAUUGGACAGUCUUGUGUAGCGGGUCACACUGGGUGAGGGACGAUGAGGUUCGGUUCAAACAUGCUUCCACCGACGUGCUGCUGUCUGUUACGGGAGAGCAGUAUGGCCGGCCCAUCAGUGGCCAAAAAGAAGUACAUGGCAUGACCCAGCAGAACCAGAACAACUAUUGGAGAGCUAUGGAAGGCAUCUUUAUGAAGCCCAGCGAGCUGCUUCGAACUGAAGCCCAUCAUGCUGAGCUAUGAAAGCCCUUCAGCUCUCCUCUCCGCUCACCACACAGUGUUGUUAGACCCACUGCUUUCCCCAUUGGAACAGUAGCGACCUCAUCAUCCCUGGGGUGAGACUCCAACGUGGGGAAUUUCCAAAGUUCUUAAGAGCAGCAGCUCCCUCCUUGCCAACAUGCAUCUAUCCCUAUCUCGGACUUGGCUUCACUUCCUAAAUGUGGGAAUUAUUGCCAAAGGUGGGACUGAACUUUUCAUCCAUUUGGAAGAAAAGGUGGAAGAAAUAAUAAACAUCUCUUGGAAAUAGGAAAUGCCCCUCAUUUGGGUGCUUUGACGUAAUAAUCCGUUAAUAGAUGGAGUACAGAUUCCAAUACAUGCUUUUUCUCAGGAGUAAUAAAAAGAAUUCCAUACUCAGU